This is a messenger RNA of Erythranthe guttata (spotted monkey flower), 1121 nucleotides long. Lineage: Eukaryota; Viridiplantae; Streptophyta; Magnoliopsida; Lamiales; Phrymaceae. The record is from RefSeq and is a predicted model, not a curated record.
CAGUUCGGGAUGGUACAACCCAUACCUGAACCUCCUGAAAAUACUGAGACGGAUUUCCGGAUGCACGUCAAUGCUAACCGUACAGGUGCUACCAACCGAGACUGGAGGCUUACACAUGUUUCGCAUGUUACCGCUUGGGAUAAUAGACUCGAUUAUAUUGUUGAUUAUCCAUAUGCCAGUGACAGUCAGACUACAGAAGAUGGUUAUUUUGAGUGGUAUGAACUGCACACACGUCGUUUCAUAUCACCGAUUACCCCAUCUGAUCGUACAGGAUUUCAGGUUGGAGGUCAGAUUUCAAUGGAUACAGUGAUUCAGCAUCUUCGAUCGUUGAUUGUUUCUGUUGAUGGCGGAGACAUGCCCCGGGAUGGCUAUCGUUCGUAUUUACCGACUCUCAGAACAUGUCUUAAUGUCUUAGAGUCUCGACACGGACCUUCAGAUAGGCCUCAAUCUGAGAUGCAUUAUACUCAGACUCACUCUCAGACUCAGACUCAGAUACCACUGUCUCAAAUGCCUCAGUCACAGACUCAGAUGUACGCUGGCGAGGCAGGAACUUCUUCUCGUGCAUAUUAUCCGGCAUUCGAUAAUUAUACAGAUCCUAGAGCACACGGGCAUCCAUCUGGUAUGUUUAGUACCUUUGAUUUUAUUUUUAAUAUUAUCUACAACUGUGAGUUUAAUUAUAAUCUCGUUGAUGCAGAUCCGUACACCCCAUACCCCUACUUUAAUCCGAAUAUGAAUUCGGAAGACCCAAUUCAUUUGGGGUCUACGCAUCAGUUUUCGUCUUCGCGACCGGUAGAUCAUCAGAUCACACCUAUUCCUUAUUUUGAAUCCGCAAAUUCUUCGAGUGAUGAGGAUGAACAAGUUGGUAGAGGGCACAGGACUAGAAGGCCCCCGAGAUGUGGCACCGGAGGUCACCGUCAUUGGUGAUAUUAUUAUUGUAGUUUAUGUUGGUUAUUUAUUAAAACUUUUUCGUAUUUUAGUUAUUCAAUAAAAAACAAAUUAAAUAAACUAAAGGAUUUAGAGACAAACAAUAUUUCCCAAUAAUUAGGCAUUUUAUUUUUAUUUAAUAAAAUAUGGAAAUCGGACGGAAUGGAUCGAAAAUGCCUUUUUUGGAAAUUUUCCAA